Hypoxylon fragiforme is the source of this 1798-nucleotide messenger RNA. RefSeq names its product RAI1-domain-containing protein. Gene Ontology annotation, molecular function: mRNA 5'-diphosphatase activity. The transcript is spliced from 9 exons. Gene Ontology annotation, biological process: NAD-cap decapping; nuclear-transcribed mRNA catabolic process. NCBI's taxonomy places the organism in Eukaryota, Fungi, Ascomycota, Sordariomycetes, Xylariales, Hypoxylaceae. Gene Ontology annotation, cellular component: nucleus; cytosol. The coding region runs from base 215 to 1357 and encodes 380 amino acids. The record is from RefSeq and is a predicted model, not a curated record.
CUUUGAAGUUAUGUACCUGACUGUAGGUAGGUCUUUUAGCGCUUCUACCAGACCUUCACCAAUAGAACUCUACCUUUCCAAUAUCAAUUAAACGUCUUACCAUUGGGCCCUUACGACUCACAUGAAGGUCGCAACCGUUUGGUCCUUCUUUAUCAUCGACGCCCAGAGCUCUUCUAGUACUUGUUGAACAACACAAAAUAGCUUUCUUCUCAGUAUGGCAGGCGCCUUCAACAUCCAGCCUAUUGGCCGUUUUAACGGUGAAAGUGAGCCUGUGAAGAGGCCCAAGGAAAUAGCUUUCUUCUCGUACGACGACAAACACGAGUUUCAUCUAGACGAUCGGUCAAUGCAAUGGUACUAUCCUCCUGAGACCGGAGUAGAUCUAUCUAACGGGUUUGACCAAUUCGACAAGCAUGAUAACUCGAAGGAUGAGCACAUCGAUAGUCUUCUCAAGACAAUUAUGGCCCAUGAACAGGAAGAGGGUAAAAAGAUUGAUGCCCAGGUCGUCACUUGGCGCGGCAUGAUGACCAAGAUCAUGUCGGCUCCGUUCGAGGAUCGAGAUGGCUUCGAAAUGAAUGCUACUCUUUACCAAGAUUGCAUCUUCAUCGAAGAAAAUUUUGCCUACGGACUGGCGGCAAAACAGGAACAAGAGCGUCAACAAACAAAACAAACAAGACGACGAGGCCAAUUCCCGCCAGAGGUUAUGACGUAUUGGGGUUAUAAAUUCGAGACGCUGUGCUGUUUGCCACGCCCCUGGGCAGAGGUCACCAGAGACUUCAUCGAGAAUAGGGACAAGCAAAUAGUGAGCAACAAAGCUCAGUACUGCUCAGUGGUCCGCACCGGAAUUGGCAAAACGACAUUAUGUCUAGGGGGUGAGGUUGACGCAAUCUGGGACUCUAAGCCGGCACAAAAGGGAGCACCGAUCAACUGGAUUGAACUCAAGACCAGUGCCGAGAUCCGCGACGACAGGGGCAUGCAGAACUUCGAGCGCAAGCUCAUGAAGUUCUGGAUCCAAUCCUUUUUACUCGGUGUGCCGAAGAUCAUCGUUGGCUUUCGGUCUCAGCAAGGUAUCCUCACGAAGCUUGAAGAGAUUCAGACUGCCAAGAUCCCCGAAACGGCUGCCAAACGGGGUGUUCGAAGUUGGGAUGCGAACAUGUGUAUCAACUUUUCUGGUGCCUUCUUGGAAUGGCUGAGAAGUACCAUUAACGAUGAAGGUGUCUGGAGGAUAAGGAGAAAACCACAUUCAGGGACCAUUGAGGUGUUCAAAGUGGAGGAAGUCGGUCACGGAAACAUACUCACGGAUGAGUUUAUCAACUGGCGCAUAAAAUUGAGUUUGAAUAGUGGCGAUGGGAGCUCCUGAGGCACAGGCUCAUUCGCCCCUUUUGAAUAGCUUCAUUGAUUGAACUUGAGAUUUGCCGUUUGCCCGCCCUCUUGCUAGAAACGCCGGCUCCUUUCUAUAUCUAGAUACCCGAUUACGAUCUCUGUAUAUCUAUAAAGUCUACUUAUCAUUAUACAUACAUGUAUAUAUAGCACAUGUACUGAAUACCUAGGGACAUACCUAACCAUCUUAUUGGUUGAGGUUCACGUGCAUCUUUCGUCGCAGGGGAUCGAAAUUCGUCCCGUUCUCGGGGUUUCCGGAAGUUCGCUUCCCGUUGACCUCGUUGUGGAUGCUGUCGAGAUCGACCUCGAAGGCCAUGUGGUUGAGGAAGUUACAUACCUGCCAAAACAUAACAGUGUUAGCAAAAGGUCUCAGCUCACUCACACCUAGGGAAUAAUCAACUCACAGGCUUCCCAUGCCACC